AUGGCCAUCUCCUUCGACAACCCCGGACCGGUGGUGACGAAGCCGCAAAAACUGGCGCACGUGGUAUUGAAAACCAAGGCGGAAAAGUUCAAGGCCAUGGUCGACUACUACAAGACAUUCCUGGGCGCCGAAGCCAGCUACGAGAACGACUUCCUGUCGUUCCUGACCUACGACGACGAGCACCACCGCAUAGCCAUCGGCAUCUUCCCCGGGGUCAAGGACCGACUGCCCGAGUCGGCCGGGCUGGCCCAUAUCGCGUUUUCCUUCGACACGCUGCACGAUCUGGCCCUGGCGUAUCGCCAGCGCAAGGCCCACGGCAUCCUCCCCUUCUGGUCCGUCAACCACGGUCCCACCACCAGCAUCUACUACCGCGACCCGGAUGGCAACGAGAUCGAGACCCAAGUCGACAACUUCGACAACAACGACGACGCCACCGCCUUUAUGACCGGGCCUAAAUUCGAGGAGAAUCCCAUCGGCGUUGACUUCGACCCUGAAGACUUGAUUCGCAGGCUCGAGGCCGGCGAAGACGAGAAGAGUAUCAAGAAGAGGCCGGAUAUUGGCAAGAGGACGGAUAUUCCGUUCUAG
Messenger RNA from Capronia epimyces CBS 606.96, 585 nucleotides. RefSeq lists its product as uncharacterized. The coding region runs from base 1 to 585 and encodes 194 amino acids. NCBI's taxonomy places the organism in Eukaryota, Fungi, Ascomycota, Eurotiomycetes, Chaetothyriales, Herpotrichiellaceae. The record is from RefSeq and is a predicted model, not a curated record. The transcript has a single exon.